This is a messenger RNA of Mugil cephalus (flathead mullet), 2145 nucleotides long. It is a transcript of the gene ephx4, whose product is annotated as epoxide hydrolase 4. NCBI's taxonomy places the organism in Eukaryota, Metazoa, Chordata, Actinopteri, Mugiliformes, Mugilidae. The transcript has 7 exons. Bases 370 to 1479 code for a protein of 369 amino acids. Gene Ontology annotation, molecular function: hydrolase activity. The record is from RefSeq and is a predicted model, not a curated record.
CAGUCUUUUCUGGGGAAGGGGGGGGUUCCCGUCGCCUUACAGCGCCUCUUUAGCUGCGCCGAAAUCACCGUAAAGCUUCGCAUCGAGCUUGUUCUUAUUGCUCGGUUUCCUACUCGCCUUGUGCCGCCAGCAACGCCGUCUCCUGCUAAACAACCGCCGCUGUCACACGCAAGCGUGAAAUCUGACGUGAUGCCCUCGCCACCGUCCCAUUCAGUCGUUUGUUGGGAUCCUCCCUUCACACAGUCGUGCGUAUGCGCUGGUAACGAAACGACGGCAGUGUCAGGGCAGUAUUUAAACAGAGGCGACCAAUUAACAGAAAGAAAUCAAUAGGUAACGUGAUCCGGAUCGAUUCCCUGCGGCAAUGUAAAGAUGGCGAGAGUGCUCCACAACUUGCUGUUAUUUGUAAUCAGACUUGCGCUGAAAAUCAGAGUUUUGGGGUACUGGUCAUUGAUAUACGGUUAUUGUGCUCUUUGCGCCAUCGUAGCCCUGCUGAAACUUUGGUGGAACAUCGUCUUAAGGCCGACAGCCACCUUCCAAUGGGUUAUUCGUGAAACUCCCCCGGCUUGUCUGAAUGACACGUCCUUGGGAACCCACUGUUAUGUCCGGAUCAAGGAGUCUGGCCUCAGGUUUCACUACGUCGCUGCCGGGGAGAGAGGAAAGCCACUCAUGCUGUUCUUGCACGGCUUCCCCGAGUUCUGGUUCUCCUGGCGCUACCAGCUGCGCGAGUUCAAGAGCGAAUUCCGCGUGGUGGCCAUUGACAUGCGGGGCUACGGGGAGUCCGACUUGCCACUCUCAGCUGAGAGUUACCGCUUUGAAUACCUGGUCACCGACAUCAAGGACAUCGUGGAGUACCUAGGGUACAACAGAUGCUGCCUCGUCGGCCAUGACUGGGGCGGGACCAUCGCGUGGCUGUUUGCCAUCCACUACCCCGAGAUGGUGACUAAACUCAUCGUCCUCAACUGCCCCCACCCGUCCGUGUUCUCAGAUUACGCCCUGCGUCACCCGAGCCAGCUGCUGAAAUCCAGUCAUUUCUUCUUCUUCCAGCUGCCCCGCUUCCCCGAGCUCAUGCUCUCCAUCAAUGAUUUCAAGGCUCUGAAGUCUCUGUUCACCAGCCGCAGCACAGGGAUAGGAAGGAAGGGCCGGUGGCUCACGGCGGAGGACCUGGAGGCCUACCUGUACGCGCUGUCACAGCCAGGAGCCCUGACGGGAGCCCUCAACUAUUACAGGAACGUAUUCAGCUCCCUCCCUCUGAACCAUAGUCACGUCCGGUCCCCGGUGCUGCUGCUGUGGGGGGAGCGGGACGCGUUCCUGGAGCAGGAGAUGGCCGAGGCCUGCCGCCUCUACAUCAGGAAUCAUUUCCGCCUCAACAUCAUAUCCGGGGCCAGCCACUGGCUGCAGCAGGACCAGCCCGAUAUUGUGAACACCCUCAUAUGGACCUUCCUGAAGGAGGGCGAGGGACGCAAAAGCUACAGGAACUAAAUCCACAGCGAGGCCUCCUCCACCACUCUUUCUCCCCCUCACUUGCCUCCCACAAGCCUGGAAUAUGCCUGUGAUACCAAGCGACAUAGUGAUAAUGCAAUCAUUCUUUAAAAAUCUUUCACAUUUCAGAUAUUUUUUAAAAGACGUCAACAGUAAAGGAAAGAAUCAAAGCACACUUCACCGGAGAGGACGCUGAGCAGUACGUGUGACACAUAUUCAAGAUGUUUUUUGCACAUGGCAUCCGCCUUAAAGUUUGUCGGUUACAGCAUUACAAAUGUGUGGCAAAAUCUCCUCGUGACUUGUAUUGUGUGGUGCCUUUUAACUUCCGAGUUGUCGCGGUGUAAAGACGUCCUGAGAGAUCGGGAUGUGGCGUUGUCUGCUAUACCUGUAUGUUUCACUGGGUCGCUCCACUCCAAUUGGGCACAGUCCUUUGAGAGCCAUAACUCUCCCACUCCCUUUAUCAGGUAGUGUUGUCAAAAGGAGUUUUCUGUUUUGUAUUUUUUGAUGAGAAGUAGAGAAUGUUGUCGUCUUGAUCUUCCUGUAUAGAAACGUCAGUGAUGGUUGAUUAUUGUACUAUUUUGUAUCUCUUCCUACACACUGCAUUUUGAAAUUCGCUGAGCCAGGUCUACACCAUUUGAUUUUAUAAAUAAACUCACUAAGUGUCAA